This is a messenger RNA of Didymodactylos carnosus, 513 nucleotides long. Lineage: Eukaryota; Metazoa; Rotifera; Eurotatoria; Philodinida; Philodinidae. The record is from the annotation of a GenBank genome assembly.
AUGCUAACUACUCUUCUGAGCAGUCAAAUCAACGGCCGUUUCAUACUAGACGAUGACGACUACGAUAAUUACCAACGAAAACCAAACGAAGAUUUUGAACAAAGGCUGUCAUCGUCACUUUCGAAACGAGAACUUUCAGAUGACUAUUCAUUACUGCUCUUCUUAACAGUGUUCGGUGUCGACGAUGAUUUACAAGAUCAGUUGACUGAAAUUGUCAAUGGAUUAAGUGAAGAAGAACGUAAACCGAUAGUUGAUAUUAUUUCUGGUAACAUGGCGCUAGCACUACAAUCGUUAUGUCUACAAGUAAUAGAUGAGGGAAAAUCGAUCUUAGUGGAAGAUCUGAUGGAAAUGGCGAAAAUGAUUUUUGAUAUGGAAUUUAAACAAGCUACAAAAAAAUUCAAUACAAAUGAUCGAAACGUAUUCAGUAAAGUAUUUGAACAGAUGAAUUCAAAUGCAGCAAAGGCAUGUAGAAUCCUAUCGAAAAUGUCCCCAAAACUAUCGACUGCUCGAUAA